Suillus subaureus is the source of this 2295-nucleotide messenger RNA. RefSeq lists its product as uncharacterized. Lineage: Eukaryota; Fungi; Basidiomycota; Agaricomycetes; Boletales; Suillaceae. Bases 51 to 1892 code for a protein of 613 amino acids. The transcript has 14 exons. The record is from RefSeq and is a predicted model, not a curated record.
GUCCGUGAGACUUGGCCAUUCAAGAGUUCUUUGUACAGGAGUCGUCCUCGAUGAUUGUCAAUAUGCCUGGAGGACAUCACACUCGCAUGUUCAUUGCCUGGCUGAGGCUCUCUAUCAGGACCACCGUAUCUUGCUCGUAUACGAGUCUCCUCGCCUUCCUUCUGCGGCUAAUCCAACGCUGUCAGGUCUUUGUUGGGGGAAAAGAGGGAACUUUUCGAGAUCCGAGUUUAGCAUUCAGCUCUCAUCCGGCCGACCAAGAGAAGAAGACCCAUGGGACCCUCGCAGUACCGUUGCUUAAAGUACCUCUGCAAAAUGAAGGGCCGAAUCCCUUAGCUUCCAAUAACCAGACUUUCCCGACCGAGCCGACCACUUCUGUGCCAUCGACACCAAGCUCGCCCUAUCCUGCGGCGCCAGGGCAACUCUUUGAUAUCACUCUAACUCCCAUCAUACCUGGACAAAUAAAGAGAUACGAGAGGAAUAAAUUUCAAGAUCACAAUGAAGAUUUUGAGAUUCAGAAAGGUCCUUUGGACUGUUCAGAGGAGCUCGCUUCGGUGUCAGGAUGGGAGCUGCUCACGCACCCAGAAGGCGCUUUGUUUUUCUAUCACUCGAGUGAUCGAGUUUUCACUGAUGUUGAUGUCCGAGACCCUGGAACUGCGGUCACAAUAUGUACAAUGGGUGAGGUUGUUAAGCAGGCGUACGAAGAAGCCCGCAAGGCAGAUACCUUUCAUACGUCUGUCGAACUCACCUUGGAGCGCGUGGAGGUGGAUGGGGAAAAGAAGUGGGGCUACUACUUUGCCGAUCAUGACAGACGUGUCAUUUUCUGGCUAGAGCCCCACAAAUCUAAAGAUCUUUUGGAUAAUGUUCGAGGAGUAAAAUGGAAAAGCCAUGUCAGGUAUGCACUAGAAUCACAGUACUGGAUGCAUGUUGAAUCGUUUCCAAACAAACGCUUCCUUCCGGAAGAUGUCCUCGUAAGACUUAAGGAAAUUGUUAUGUUUACUCAGGCAGACAGUAUCACUUCUGAAAAAUGCCUAGCACCUUAUGCUUCGGACGAGGUUUCAAGUAUGCUCGGCCUUAUGGAUCCUCUCAUGAGCAGUGUUGACAAGGAGCAUGAGCAUUCUGUGUGGAUCGUCGCUCGGUUUAUGGGAGAUUUCUGCAGCGACAAGUUUGCAAACUUCUGCGGACAGCCGGGCGCCCGACUUGACUCAGACCAGUCGUUAUACGACGAUUCUAUUCCCCGCCCGAAAAGCAUCCUUUUUCGCUUCAUGAACGUCAUUCUGUUUGGAUCCCCUGAUGCUCAAAGCAAGGCCCUUCACAAGAUAUGGGUCGAUUACACCAUUGUUCAACGGCGUUGGAAAAACUUUAUUAACAGGCUUAAUAAUGAAUGGAACGGAUACACGAUAUUCUCUACCGUGAUGCUUGCUGUUGACAUCAGUUUUAUGGCAGUUCCAUCUGUUCAGAAUCAAGCGCCUGUAAUCAUUGUAUUGUAUAUGUCUACCCUCUGUGCCUUGGGCUCGUUAGUGGUUUCACUAGUCCUGGCCGGACAAGUCAAUGACAGUCGGCGGGACUCCGCUAAAGGCGUGGCCUCAUUCAUGGUAGAAAUGUCGCAUUCUAUACUCGGCCUCGAGAGCCUUGCCCUCAUGCUCAGUCUGCCGUAUGCUCUUUUGAUUUGGGGAAUGGUAUUCUUUGCUGCAGCCUUGUCCGUUGUGAUUUACCGCACUUCCGACGUUGUCACCAUCUCGGUCGUCUCUCCAAUCUGGACCGCCAUAUUUAUCCUGUCGACGUGGCCGGUACUAGCUGCUAAUAAUAUUCAUGUAUCCCACCUGAGUUCCUGGGUCGCAGGACAGAUGUCGUAUUUCAGAUCAUUGUGGGUCGCCACCAGGUCUCAUUCCUAAUCUGUACAAUUACGUCUGGUGUUUGUUUUAUGUGAUACCUGUCUCUUCCUGGAUAUUAACACGUUAUACACAGUCCUGUGCGUUUACGAAUGAACGCGACGCUUGCAAGUUGUCCUACCCCUCCAUCAGCCACAGAAAUGUACACCAUUGGUAUUAUAAGGAACGUUCACGGGUUUCCCUUGUGUUUGCUCGUUGCUAUUUUCGACGUCUGUUUUGCGAAUUUCUAGAGGAAACAGGUGCUAGCUUCAUCUUCAACAUUUCUGACGCAAGUGGGGGUUUCGGCCUUGACCUCAGGCACUUGAUUAUCGCGGCCAGUAGUUAUGCUGAAAAGCAUCGGUGGAGAGCACAUGCGCACGGGCGCAUUUCGUACUAAUCCCUUCUCCACCGACAUAUUUCACUGUAC